Molecule: messenger RNA, 3275 nt
Organism: Chanos chanos (milkfish)
Lineage: Eukaryota; Metazoa; Chordata; Actinopteri; Gonorynchiformes; Chanidae
Gene: ptpra
Product: protein tyrosine phosphatase receptor type A
Exons: 23
Coding region: 334-2865 (843 amino acids)
Biological process (GO): protein dephosphorylation
Molecular function (GO): protein tyrosine phosphatase activity
Source: RefSeq, a predicted model, not a curated record
ACAUCGUGUGUUGUUUAAAGAACAGGGAAGACCUUUGGCAAGCAUAACUAACAAGGAUAAAAAUAUCAACUCUUGAGGCAUCUUGUAAUAUGUUAUUGGAGCACCACUAGAGCUCACUAUUUUUUUUGCCCCACUUCAAAUUGGUCGUCUGUCCGAGAUCAUUCCAAUCACCCAGGCCCCCCACCCCGUACACACUCUCGGAUCCUGGGGUGUGGAGACAGGGGCCGGGGAAGAGAGCGUGGAGAAAGAAAUACAAAAAUUACGCUAUUUCGUAUCUAAGGCUGCACUACACGGAAGGGGUGUCGAGGAAAUCAUUGUGCGAAUGAGUGAGUGAUGCAAACCUCGUUACUCCAGGGCAGAAUGGGUAUGUGUCCCCUGCUCCUGCUAUUCAGUGUGGGCCUAGUGGCCCUCACCUUAGCCCAGGAACCCCAAGGAACCCCUCUAGGUCCUGUCCUGACUGCCAAGCCCACAGACCCUCCUGUUACACAACGCAACAUAAUCAAUGGCACACAGAUAGUUCCCACCGCAGCACCAAGAACAGUGCCACCUGUCGUUGCCACAACAACAGUAACUAAGGGAACAGAGAAGGACCCAGCAGUAGCUCCCACGGCUUCACCCGCACCUGCUCCGGACCCUAUCCCUGCCCCUACAGCACAACCCCCAGCCCCGCCCACAGCUGCAACACCCCCUCCGCCCCCGUCACCCACCACGAAGGACGGAGAUGGGAAAGACGGGAAUAGCACCAUCCCAACUAUUCCUCCACCUGUACCCUCGCCAGCUCCCAGUGAAGUUCCCUCACCAAAACCAACUGUCACAACAGAGUCUCCCAAGAUAUACACAUCACCUCAAUCCAGCAGGGCUCCAGCGGGGGACGGAAAUGGAGAUAGCGAAGAUCCAAAUGAGACACCAAUCAUUGCAGUGAUGGUGGCCCUGUCUUCCCUGCUGGUCAUCGUCUUCAUUGUCAUCGUCCUCUACAUGCUCAGGUUUAAGAAAUACAAGCAGGCAGGCAGCCACUCGAACUCUUUCAGACUGAUCAAUGGCAGAGCGGACGACACAGAACAUCAGAGUGUGCCACUAUUGGCUCGCUCUCCCAGCACAAACAGGAAGUACCCGCCCCUUCCUGUGGACAAGCUAGAGGAGGAAAUGAACCGUCGCAUGGCUGACGACAAUAAGCUCUUCCGGGAGGAAUUCAAUGCCUUGCCAGUGUGUCCUAUCCAGGCGUCAUGUGAUGCGGCCUCUAAGGAGGAGAACAAGGAGAAGAACAGAUAUGUCAACAUCCUGCCUUAUGAUCAUUCCAGAGUGCACCUCAGUCCACUGGAAGGAGUCCCAGACUCUGACUUCAUCAAUGCGUCCUACAUUAAUGGCUAUCAGGAGAAGAACAAGUUCAUUGCUGCCCAAGGACCCAAGGAGGAGACAGUGAAUGAUUUCUGGAGAAUGAUUUGGGAGCAGAACACAGCCACCAUUGUCAUGGUUACCAAUUUGAAAGAGAGAAAAGAGUGUAAGUGUGCUCAGUACUGGCCGGACCAGGGCUGCUGGACAUAUGGCAAUAUCCGCGUCUCGGUGGAGGACGUUACCGUGCUGGUGGACUACACCAUCCGCAAGUUCUGCAUUCAGCAGGUAGGCGAUCCACCGGGGAAGAAACCACAGAGGCUGGUCACUCAGUUUCACUUUACCAGUUGGCCUGACUUUGGCGUCCCCUUCACACCUAUUGGCAUGCUCAAAUUCCUCAAGAAAGUCAAAACCUGCAACCCUCAAUACGCUGGGCCUAUUGUAGUGCACUGCAGUGCGGGUGUAGGGAGAACAGGCACGUUCAUAGUGAUAGAUGCCAUGUUGGAUAUGAUGGCAGCUGAGAGGAAAGUGGACGUCUUUGGCUUUGUGACACGGAUCCGAGCCCAGCGCUGUCAGAUGGUCCAGACCGAUAUGCAGUAUGUCUUUAUAUUCCAGGCCUUGCUGGAGCAUUACUUGUACGGAGACACAGAGUUGGAGGUCACGUCUCUGGAGUCCCACUUGACUAAACUCUAUGCUUCGGUACCCGGAGCUGGCUGCAGUGGCCUGGAAGCUGAGUUCAAGAAACUCACCUCUAUAAAGAUCCAGAAUGACAAGAUGAGAACAGGAAACCUUCCUGCCAAUAUGAAAAAGAAUCGAGUGCUGCAGAUAAUUCCAUACGAGUUUAAUAGAGUGAUCAUCCCCGUGAAGAGGGGUGAGGAGAACACAGACUACGUUAAUGCCUCCUUCAUCGACGGCUACAGGCAGAAAGACUCGUACAUGGCUAGCCAGGGUCCGCUGCAGCAUACCAUCGAGGAUUUCUGGAGAAUGAUCUGGGAAUGGAGGAGCUGCUCCAUAGUCAUGCUCACCGAACUGGAGGAGAGAGGCCAGGAGAAGUGUGCACAGUAUUGGCCCAGUGAUGGAGUGAUGGUGUGUGGAGACAUGUCCAUUGAGUUGAAGAGAGAAGAGGAGAGCGAGAGCUAUACUGUCAGAGACCUUCUAGUCACCAACAACAGAGAGAACAAGGCCCGUGCAGUGAGGCAGUUUCACUUCCACGGCUGGCCAGAGGUGGGCAUCCCCACCGACGGGAAAGGCAUGAUCAACAUCAUCGCCGCCGUGCAGAAGCAACAGCAGCAGUCUGGAAACCACCCAAUCACCGUGCACUGCAGCGCCGGGGCGGGGCGGACCGGAACAUUCUGUGCUUUAAGCACGGUUCUGGAAAGGGUGAAGGCAGAGGGCAUUCUGGACGUGUUUCAGACGGUCAAGAGCCUGCGACUACAGAGGCCUCACAUGGUGCAGACACUGGAGCAGUACGAGUUCUGCUACAAAGUGGUCCAGGAGUAUAUCGAUGCCUUUUCCGACUACGCCAACUUCAAGUAGGGAUCUGAGUGAACGGACAUACACGGAGCUACGCGCACUCACACUCACACACACACACACACACACACACACAAGCACGCACGCACACGCGCGCGCACGUUCUCAUACACAAACACGGAAAAGCUCGGCACAGCCCGAGGGGAAAACGAAACGCCUGAACCGGGGGAAAAGGGAACGGAAAAGUUGGAAUCAACAAGGACAAACGAGGAAGAUGUGCCGGAGUUUGGAGAGAAAAAAAAAAAAAAAUCAGAGAUGCCUUCUUGAAUAUUUUGUAAUAUUGUUCUUGUUAAUAUGGCCCUCUCACAGUUUUCCCCAAUGUAAAUAAGCAUACCCAUUCACAUGUUAUUUUUAGAGGCAGUUAGGCAGCAGGUUAUAUAUUAGUUGAAAAAAAAAAGCUGGAGCAGAGGGGA